Messenger RNA from Macadamia integrifolia, 2133 nucleotides. Its product is annotated as cytochrome P450 704C1-like. Lineage: Eukaryota; Viridiplantae; Streptophyta; Magnoliopsida; Proteales; Proteaceae. The transcript has 5 exons. Gene Ontology annotation, molecular function: iron ion binding; monooxygenase activity; heme binding. The record is from RefSeq and is a predicted model, not a curated record. The coding region runs from base 396 to 1967 and encodes 523 amino acids.
GGAUGUACGUUUUCAGAGGCUGAUAUGCAACCUGAAGACCGGUUACAUCCUCUUUCUCACUUGAAUUUUUUAUCUUUUUUAUUCAACUCUACAAGACCCUGUUCCUUCACUCAUGAUUUUUUUUUUAUUUCAUCUCCCACCAUUGUUUAUUUUAUUCACCCACACUGUUUAUUUUAAUUAAAACUCCCAUAAUUUUUUUUCCAACAGCUAUAAUGAAUGCAGAAGCAACCGACGAAGAAAAGUGGGACAUUGCAGUGGCAGAGGGGAUGGUACUCGGGUGAGAGAGAGAGAGAGAGAGAGAGAGAGAGAGAGAGAGAGAGGGAGGGUGGUUCGUCUCGAAGUAAGACCAAUCAGAUAUAUAGUACUCUGUCUCUCCUUUGCUCACAACCUGUCUGAUGAUUUUCCGCUGUGAAUUACUUGCAGAGAUGGAUUUGUUAUCUGCAACAUUAAGUGCUGCAAUGGCUCCAUUCUGCCUUGUUUUAAUCUUCUUCUGUGUUCUGCUCCUGCGAAUCUUCAUGGGUAAGUCACUGAAGCACCCUCAGUACCCUCCUGUAAUGGGCACCACCUUCCAUCAGCUACUCCAUUACAACCGCCUCAACGAUUACUUCACCGAUGUCGCCCGUAAGCAUCGAACCUUCCGUCUUCUCGCUCCCACCAGGAGCCAGCUCUACACCAUAGACCCUCAAAACGUUGAACACAUACUCAAAACCAAAUUCGACAUAUACAUCAAGGGAUCCUUCAACGAUGAAAACGAAGACCUCUUCGGUAAUGGAAUCUUUAAUGCUGAUGGUGAUAAAUGGCGUCAACAGAGGAAGAUUGCGAGUUCCGAGUUCUCUACUAGAGUCCUCAAUGAUUUCAGCUGCGUUGUGUUCAGAAGAAAAGCUGCCAAAUUGGCUGAGACCAUUUUGGGUUUUGAAGCUAUGAAUCAGACAUUUGACAUCCAAGACUUGUUUAUGAGAAGUUCUCUAGAUUCCAUAUUCAAAGUUGGGUUUGGGGUAGACUUGGAUUGCUUGGAGGGUUCAAGCGAAGAAGGGAGAGCAUUCAUCAAGGCUUUCGAUGAUUCAAAUCGACUUAUAUUUUGGCGCAAUGCCGAUCCCUUUUGGAAACUGAAGAAGAUUCUUAAUUUGGGGUCUGAAGGUUCUCUCAAGAAGAACAUAAAGAUCAUGGAUGAUUUUGUGUUUGGAGUAAUCAGCAACAAGAGGAAACUGAUGUUUGAGCAACAAAACCAUAAUAAGAAGAAGGACAUACUUUCAAGGUUUCUGGUGGAAAGCAAGAAAGAUCCACAGAGGAUAACAGAUCUGUAUCUCAGGGACGUAAUCUUGAAUUUCAUGAUUGCUGGGAAAGAUACUACUGCAGGCACACUCUCCUGGUUCUUCUACCUCCUCUGCAAGCACCCUCUUAUACAAGAGAAAGUUAUAGAAGAAGUUAGAGAAGUCAUCAAUUGUAAGGAGAAUGAAAAUAACAUCGAUGCUUUUAAGGAGUGUUUAACUGAUGUAGCAGUAGAGCAGAUGCAUUAUCUCCACGCAGCUUUAACAGAGACUUUGAGGCUAUACCCGGCCGUCCCCAUAGAUGGUAGAUCUGUAGACACAGAUGAUGUUCUCCCAGAUGGUUUCAGAGUGAAGAGAGGAGAUGUUGUGUUCUACUUGGCCUAUGCCAUGGGCAGGAUGACUCACAUAUGGGGAGAGGACGCCGAGGAAUUUCGACCAGAGAGAUGGCUCAACAAUGGAGUCUUCCAGCCUGAAUCACAAUUCAAAUUUGUGUCAUUUCAUGCUGGCCCUCGGAUCUGUUUGGGGAAGGAAUUUGCUUAUCGGCAAAUGAAGAUAGUUGCUAUGGUCGUUCUUCACUUCUUUCGGUUCAGAUUAGCAGAUGAAAAGAAACAUGUAGCAUACAUAAGCAUGUUCACACUCCACAUCGAUGGUGGCCUCCAUCUUAGUGCAACUCCUAGAGUUGUGUUUGACAAAUUUUGAUUUAUGAACUAUUGUGAAAUAACAGUAGUUAAUUUUUCUCUAGGUUGCAUCUUUUAUUCUUUUUUUCUAUGUUUGAUCCAUGUAGCCUACCCCAUUGUAGGGAUAAGGUUAUGGUUGUUGUUGUAGUUGUUGCUAUUUUGUGAAUAAGGAACAUAUGGUACAAGUA